AUAAAAUGUUCAGCGUGACCGAACGAUUCUCCCCACGACAUACGUUGUGAUAUUAAUUAUGCUUCUUGAUUUUAUACCGCUAACAAAAUUAUUAAUAUCAAUAUAUAUUUAAUAUUCUAUCAAGUCAUUAUAAUUCCGCCACUAUUGACACUGACAGAUACGUGACGACCUCAGAGAAAAGAUGAGAAUAAGAUCCAUCUUUGGUUCUCCUUGCCUUCUCUCUGUACACACUGAAGAACAGGAUCCUAUUCGCUGAUCCCACCAGGUGUUUGUUGCACUGAUUUCGUCUGAGAGACUCAUCUGGGCUCUGAUCCCUCCUCCUAAACACACCACCAAUCAUCACUGGAGUCAAACACUGCCUACACAGGAGUAAGGAGUGACCCCCUCCUCUCUGGUUCAGAUGGCAGACGGUCGGCAACCUGAGGACAGCUCCCCCCAGUGGUCAUCUCCGGGAGCCCAGGGCUCAUCCUCCCCAGGUGGACAUGGAGAGAAUGGCUUCUCCUAUAGGGCUUGCCAGCCAGGUGGUGCCCACGCUGGUUCUGCCUCCUCCUACACCAAAGAGAACGGCUUCAACGGAGACUUUACCUCUGGACACGCUGUGACUGCGGAGCAAGUGUCGGCGCGGAUCGUGCAGGAGGUAACAGCCGAAGCGGUCGCGGUACUGAAGGGAGAGCAGGAGCUGCAUCCAGACACUACCGUCAGGCUGCCUUCAGUGGAAGACUCUGCAAACCUGCCUCCCUCUCCUCCACCGUCCCCGGCAGCAGAGCAUUUCGGACCACUGGAGCAAGAUGUAGGGGAUGAGGAGGAAGCAGGUCCUCUACGCCGCUUCCAAAAUUCUCGCGAGAGGUGCAAGUUCCUCGCCCCCUCCAUCUCAGUGUCUGUGCCUGAGGAUGACCCCUACCACUCUGAUGAGGAAUACUAUGAACACCCUUUAUUCAGCCCAGAGUGGACGCGCUCUGGCUCUCGCCCACCAGGGCAGGCCGCAGCGUUUAGACAGAUCGAAGAAGAGGAGACCAUAGAGAGUCUCUCAGCUGCGGAGGAGGAAGAGGAGGAGACUUCGGAAGCCGCAGCAACAGCAGCAGCUCUAGAGGAACAGGAGGAGGAGGAGGAAGAGGAGGAGCAGUGGAGUGGGGAUGAGCCUGAACAGGAACCCCCAUUCGAGCUCCUAGAGCGCGCAGAGGUCAUAGGCGAGGCCCAGGCUCUGCCCGGCCUGCAGGCCGAGGUUCACACACAGGCAGCUACUGCUGCCGACGAAGCCCCUAAUGGGCGAACUGAGGAGGCAGAGGGUUAUGAAAGCCCUGCUGAAGCUGUGAAGAUGGAUGCAGAGAGGCCAGAUAGCGAGAGGACAGAACCCAUUGGUAUGGACUUCACCGAAUCUGCAAUGCAUCUAGAUGAUCUCCCAUCUUACCAGAGUAUUGUCAGAGACACAGAUAUGCCUGAAAGCCCCUUGGCCACAACAUACCCGAUUGAAGAUUUUGUAGUGCCUCCAAGUGACCUGGAUGAUGCCAAAGAACCUUUUGAGGCUCCGCUUGAAAAGCCUGAUGGACAAAGUUGUGAUGUGAUACAGCCUCUAACUGAAAAAUAUGACUCAAGCAAUAUACACCAGGACGAACCAGGACAUGUACAAGACAAACACGUGGAAAUUACUGCCACAGAACAACCUGAUAAACAAGAAGGGGACAUAAAGGACAAAUCUGGGAUGUCUGCUUAUUUUGAGACUACUACAAUUAAGACAGAUGCCAGGUCUCAAGGUGAAGGAUAUUAUGAGCUGAGUACCACAUCAGAGGAACAAAAAGACUCUCUUGGUAACCUACCAUUUCCUGAAAUCAGCUAUAGCACCCUAUCUCAAACACACUCUUUGGAAGUCAAUCCAGAUCUUAUAAAAAGUACUGCAGACACAUUAAAGACCACUUCACCAGAAGAAAGAAGAGAUGACUGUAGGCUGUCUCCUGGAAAGCUGGCUCUAGAGCAGAGAAGCUACUCUUUGAAUAUCACCAUUGGCACAAUGGAACAUGGUGAACUGCAGGGACAUCCCAGGAACUUUUCUCCAUUAGCUACUGACAUCAUGUCUCAUACUAGUGGAAGCCUUGAUGAAUCUGCUGAAUAUCUUCCUGCCACCACUCCCUCAGUGGAUAAGAUUCCUCAGUUUCCUCCUCUGAUUCUGGAGUCAGCUUCCUCUGUUACAGCUUCAUCGUUUUCACCUCCCCAAGCAGCAGUCAGUGAAGUAGAUACUAGUCCACAGCCUGAGUCACCGGAUUCUCCUGCCCCAGCGAAGUGCUGUUACAAGAACGGCACAGUCAUGGCCCCAGAUCUACCUGAAAUGCUGGAUCUGGCAGGUACCCGAUCAAGGUUAACAUCAGACAACACUGAUCUGGAGAUUAUGAGGAGGAAGUCUGUCCCUAUGGACAUGACUUCUAUUGUCAGUGAUUCUUUAGCGCAUUUGUUAAAAGGUGACCAUGGUCAAAUGGCUGCAAAAAGAGAAAUGCAGCUAGAGGAUCAAGGAUAUUGUGUCUUUAGUGAAUACUCUGGUCCAAUGCCAUCCCCUGCUGAUGUGCACAGUCCAAUGGAUACUUCUCCCCGAAUCUUUAACACUAUGAUUUCAGAGGAAAAGGAACCUGGUUUUGUUGCAAGUGAAAAAGAGUUUCUGCUAGGCGAGGAUUUGAAAACAGCAGAGUUUGUUGCCCCACAGGCAAAAGCAGAGAAAGAAAUACAGAGGAAGGAAGAUUCCUUUGAAAGAGAGAGUGUAGUUGCUGAAAAACCUACAACUGAGACUAAGCAAGAUGAGACUGAUGCCUUUAAGACUGAAAUUUUGCACGAAAAUGUACCUGAAAUCGAGAAAGAACAGUUAGAAAAGCAAGUUGAAACUUUCAUUACACCAAAAGUUAUGGUUACUGUGGAGGAACCAAAACCAGAUCUUGAUGAAGACGCUAAACUUGCAGCUGAAUCAGAUGCUGAAAUUGCUGCCUAUGAGAGGCAAAUACGCAAAUUAGAAAUGGAGGACCGGCCCUUAAGCGUAGAGGAGGAAAGAGAGCUCCAAGAGCUCAGGGAGAAGGUAAAGAAUAAACCAGACCUUGUGCACCAGGAAGCUUAUGAGGAAGUUGAUGCAGAAGAUGUGUACCAACUCACCGGUGCUGCUAAAGAUAGAAUUGCCAGGCCACUCAGGCCAUCCCCAGCGUCUUCUGUAGAAAGUGCUACAGAUGAGGAGAAAUUACUUGAGACCGAGAAGCCUAAAUCACCAGAGACUCUUAAAACAGAUCCUAAUAGAUUAUCUCCCGUUGGAUCUUUUGAAAAAUACUUUAGAGAGGAGAGACCUUCAGAGCAGGAGGUGAAGCAGAAAGCCACAGCGGAGUCCCCCAAGAAAACAGUUGUUGUGGAGCAACCCCAGCCAGCCCCAGCAAAAAAAGAAGAGGCACAUUCUGAAAAAGAAGUAGUUCAGAAAGAUACAGUAAAGCCCCUUGAAGAUAAAGCCGUUGAAGAGCAACCUCAGCAAUCAGCCCCAUCAAAGACAGAAGAGAUACCUUCUGAAAAAGAGGUAAUUCAGAAAGAUACAGUAAAGCCCCUUGAAGAUAAAGCUGUUGAAGAGCAACCUCAGCAAUCAGCCCCAUCAAAGACAGAAGAGACACCUUCUGAAAAAGAGGUAAUUCAGAAAGAUACAGUAAAGCCCCUUGAAGAAAUUGCUGUUGAAGAGCAACCUCAGCAGUCAGCCCCAUCAAAGACAGAAGAGACACCUUCUACAAAAGAGGUAAUUCAGAAAGAUACAGGAAAGCCCUUUGAAGAUAAUGCUGUUGAAGAGCAACCUCAGCAACCAUCCCCAUCAAAGACAGAAGAGACACCUUCUGAAAUAGAGGUAAUUCAAAAAGAUACUGUAAAACUCCUUGAAGAUAAUGCUGUUGAAGAGCAACCUCAGCAAUCAGCCCCAUCAAAGACAGAAGAGGCACCUUCUGAAAAAGAGGUAAUUCAAAAAGAUACAGUAAAGCCCCUUGAAGAAAAAGCUUUUGAGGAGCAACCUCAGCCAGAACCUUCCGAGACCAUAGACACUCCUGUAGAGACCACUGUGAUGAAGGAAGUAGGGGAAGACAUAGAGCUUGCAGAGGAACCUGAAGAGGUCAUGCCAGACACAAAGCCAGCCCUAACAUUAGUACCGGAUGACAUGGUGACAGAAAAAACUGAGCCAGCUGACACUCCAGUAGAAAAAGAGGAGAUUAAUGUUGUUGAGAAAGAAAAAGUAGAAUAUGAAGUUUUGGAAGGGGCCAAGGCAGCAGAUGACACUCUUGAGUCUCGAGCUGCAAUUGAGUCAAUAGUGAUGGUGGAAGAUGAUUUCAUCACUGUGGUCCAGACCAUUGACGAGGGAGAAGUCUCCGGACACAGUGUGCGCUUCUCAGCUCCCUCUGAAGAGGAACAACCACAACUCCAUCAAGAAGAAGAAGAGGAGGAGUCUGUGGAAAUGGCACAGGAGGUAGAGAUGGAGGCUGCCAGUCUAGAGGAAGUCUUGGAUAUCUCUGAGCAAGUUGAGCCCCCAGUAUUCCCAGUGAAGGAGAUAGAGGUACCAGAGAGUGAGGCUCCUACCCAAAGCUAUGACGACUACAAAGACGAAACCACCAUGGAUGACUCCAUUUUAGACAGCUCCUGGGUGGACACACAAGCAGACGAUGAUAAGAGCUUAGCUACAGAGAUGAUUGAGCCUCUACCAAAGGCGAGCCCGGUCAAGAAAGCGCAUGGAGACCAACCGAUCAAACAGAAAACUAAGGGCAGCAGGACCAAAGGUCGAAUAAGCACCCCUGAACGUAAACCUAAACCUGUUCGCAAGGAGCCGGUACCCAUCCAGAAAGAGGAGAUGAAGAAGAAAAAAGCUGUGAUUAAGAAGUCUGAGUUCACAAAAAAAUCUGAUAUUCAGAUAAGCUCUCCUUCUCGGAAGAAUGUUACAAAGACUACUGUAAGGCACCCAAGGCCUACCCAACAUCAUGCGUGUGCUAAACGGAAACCGACAGUUUCUGCAGAUGGACGGCUGCCCUUCAGUGUGGCCAGGCACUCCAGAGAUCGGGCAUCUAACUCCAAUUCCACAACACUAACAAAGAUUCCCACCUCUAAAAUGCGGGCAUCGGCCUUGGUGCCAGCCCGACCAAACUCCGCCUUCUCCUCCAAUAAAUACAGCCCAAUGGGGGAGGCAGGUCUUUAUGAUCCCCGCCCAUCUUCAGCGGGUCCACAAGUAUCACUAAACGAACUUGUAGUUAAGGAUGGUGGGUCUCGGAGCCCGAAGAGAUCAUCCCUCCCACGGCCAGCAUCCAUACUUACACGCCGCUCAUAUACAGCUGAACAGGAGGAGAGUUCAACCUCUCUCACCAGCUCUGGGUCCACGGCACCACGCAGGCCUACAUCAUUCCGUACGGAAGUCAGAGCUGAGCACAGGACAGGCAGGUCUGCUAGUAUGUCAGGUAGUAUGUCAGGCACAGAGACUGUUCGGUCUCGCUCGGCCCGCAGUGGCAACUCAACACCCCGCACGCCCGGCUCCUCGGCCAUCACCCCCGGCACUCCUCCGAGUUACUCUUGCCGUACCCCUGGUACACCUCGCACUCCGGGCACCCCGAAAUCCCUCAGCCUGUUGUCCCAGGAGAAGAAAGUGGCCAUCGUCCGCACGCCUCCAAAAUCCCCUGCAACUACACCCAAACAGCUGCGCGUCCUAAACCAGCCGCUGCCUGACCUCAAGAACGUCAAAUCCAAGAUCGGUUCCACUGACAACAUCAAGUACCAGCCCAAGGGCGGCCAGAUUCAAAUUUUAAACCAGAAGUUGGACUUCACUCAUGUACAGGCAAAGUGUGGAUCCAAGGAUAAUCUGAAGCAUUCACCCCUAGGAGGCGAUGUGCAGAUUCAGACUAAGAAGAUUGAUGUGAGUCAUGUGACCUCUAAAUGUGGAUCAUUGGACAACAUCCGCCACAGGCCAGGCGGUGGUCAUGUGCGUAUUGAGAACAUGAAGCUGAUCUUCAGAGAAAAGGCCCAAGCGAAGGUGGGCUCACUCGACAAUGCUCACCAUAUUCCUGGAGGAGGCCACGUACAGAUUGAAAGCCAUAAGCUGUCGUUCCGGGACACGGCCAAAGCACGCGUGGAUCACGGGGCGGAGAUUGUGAUCGAAGCGCUUGGUGUGUCGGGCGGCACCUCUCCCCACAGACACAGCCACAUGUCCUCAUCCGGGAGCCUCAAUAUGCUUGAGUCGCCACAGCUGGCUACACUGGCGGAGGAUGUGACCGCCGCCCUGGCCAAACAGGGCUUGUGAACCCCCACCCAAUGUUUAGCAACUUCCCCUCUGCUCAAUCCACAUCGGCACUCCUCCCUCUGGUAUUUAUGGAAGACACAAAUUCCGUUUCUGUACAUCUCUAUAAACUCUUCAUCCGUCAACAAUCUUGCAGAACCCUGUUGUGAAUUUAAGAAAUCCAUUUUUUUUCUGUUUAUUCUAAUGAAUAGCUAGAACGGUACCAGUGCUUUUAUUACCCAUGUUACAUGUUUGACUUCUUACGAUUGUGUAUAGACAACGGCCUCGAAUUCUGAACUAUCGGGUUAGCUUCAGAUGUGUUACGUAAUGUCGGUUGGCAGGACCAUGAAAUCAGAUGAUUUCACGCUGCACGCUCUUUUUUUGCCCAAUUCAGUGCAUGGACUCUAAAAAAGACAAGAUCAAACAUGAUAUACGGGAAAAUAUUUAUAUGGAUACACAAGCUGUCGACAUCUCAUGCGCAAUUGAAUAUGAAAAAAAGAACUACUUAUCGGUACAGUUGCAUUAAAUCUAGAUAGUAUGACAAGCAUGUAUUCUAGUACACAAAAGAGGCUAUUUUCUAUUUGAAAAGAUUUAGUUAGUUCCUCAAACAUUGGAUAAAAAACACAUCAUGUUUUGUAGACCCUAGCGAUGACGUUACGCUUGUAUAUUAUUUGAAACGACUAGACCGACAUUGCAAUGGUUCAACCCAGCCUUCGCUAUUGUUAAGAAAACGUUGCUUUCGUGGAUCUUCGUUGGUACACGGUUUAAGCAGAUUUGUGUUCAAAUUACACAUACCUGCUAUAUGACAAAAACAGUAUUGUGUAAGUACAUGAAUAAUGGAAAUGUCUUAUUUGACGCAGCCAUGCAUCUGGCUUUAAAUCUGCCACCUACUGUCAUCUCUCAGAGGCGGGAUGUAAGAUGAUCCUUUGGAUUAGCGUCUUUGAAUGAGUGUUGCUGUGGCCCUCAUUUUAUUCUUAAAUGAAGGGAGCAGAUAUUUGGGCAGCUUUGUUUGGUCAGCCAUGUGUUUGUCUGUUGAAUUCUGCUCGGUUGCUUAAGUUUCUUAUUGUGAGUGAAUUAGGAAGCGGAAAAAGAAAAUGUAACGUAAAAAAGGAUACUCACUCAGUUCGAAAACGGUACACCAGUAUAUUUUUUCUCGUCAUUUGUGGUUCUCCCCCAUUUUCUCUAGAACAGCUGUCAUUUGUAGGCUUCUGUGUUUCUGCCCCCCCAAGCCUUACCCACCCUGCCCUUUUACCCACAGCUGCUGUAAAUGUAUUUAAGGUCACAUAGAUGUAUGCAGUUUUUCUCCUGUUGGUAUGAUAUGGAUUAUAAAUGCCCUUAACAGUUAUGACAAUAAAAAUACAGAAAACGAACUUUGGUCUGAUCUGACUUUUUUGUGCUUGUGUAAAUAUGUAGUGAUGAGAUUUUGCUUUAUUGUUGUUCUGUAUAUUUACAGCAAGCAAUACAGCAUAUGUGGAUGUGCAUUACAGAGGUUUUUUCAUGUGUAAGUGUUGUUCUUAGGGACAACAUGCAGGAGGUGUAUUGGUGUUGACAACUGCUAACAGGUAACAAUUGGUUAACCAAGGCAUUUACAUUUAUCUGCAUUUACAUCAUUUAUGCAUAAAUGCAUCCUAAAUAUGCAGCAGAAGUGAUCUGCUACUGCCACUUACCUUUUUUCUGCCUUCUGCGAUGCAUAUAAGACAAUUAAUCACUACAACGCUCGUACUUUGUGAAAAGUUUAUUAUGAGAAUUGACAGAGGCGAAAAAUAAAUUAAGACUCUGGGGAAAGGGAAAAGGGGGGAUAUGCAGCCAGUCCAGUUAUGGCAAUAUAUUUAGCACCUUUGAUAUUGCGAUCCAGACAAUGAGGAGUCAAGGGAGUGAUUGUCUGUUUUUUUUUUGUUUGGCUAUGAUGACCCCCUCUCACACCCCCCACCCCUCA
Misgurnus anguillicaudatus (oriental weatherfish) is the source of this 8180-nucleotide messenger RNA. It is a transcript of the gene map2, whose product is annotated as microtubule-associated protein 2. NCBI's taxonomy places the organism in Eukaryota, Metazoa, Chordata, Actinopteri, Cypriniformes, Cobitidae. Gene Ontology annotation, molecular function: microtubule binding. Gene Ontology annotation, cellular component: neuron projection. The record is from RefSeq and is a predicted model, not a curated record. Gene Ontology annotation, biological process: neuron projection development; microtubule cytoskeleton organization.